UGGUUUGUUCCUCCAAGCUGCCUAUUGGCCUGAAGCACUGAUUGACAGCGCGCUUGUUCCCGCCCACUGGGGGGGGGGUUUCGGGUGAAAGCUCGGUUAUACAGACCUCCGCAAAGACAAGUUCGGCUCGGGGGGAAGCUCGCCGUUUUGCCGCAGUUAUGGCGGCUCCGCUGGCGCAGUUUGACGAGGACUGGCAGGAUUUCAACGAGUUCAGGCCGUUGUCGGAACCGCAGAGCUGUCUGGAUGCGGUGAACUGGAACGCCGGCGAUGUGCCGGGCCUGCUCGAGGACUUUCCGGAGCUCGAGGGCGGCCUCUCGGGCGAUACGGGCAGCUUUCAGUCCAUGGAGGAUUUAGUGAACAGCUUCGAAGAGAAGCUCACCGUGUGUUUCCGAAACUACAACACGAACACCGAGAACAUUGCCCCAGUGAACCCUAUAACGGAGGACAGCAUGCUGAAGGAUGACGAGAUCUGGAAUGCACUGACUGGUAACUAUGGCAACGUGAUGCCAGUGGACUGGAAGACAUCCCACGCUCGGUCCUUGCACCUCCCUACCCUCAACCUCACGGAAAAGGGGAAGUCGGAAUCCGUGAACCUGGACCUGUCUGAUGAUGAGGAGUUGCGGGAGCAGCUGGACAUGCACUCCAUCAUCAUCUCCUGCGUCACCGACGAGCCCCUCUUCACUGCUGAGCAGGUGAUUGAGGAGAUCGAGGAGAUGAUGCAGGAGUCUCCAGACCCCGAGGAGGAAGAGAACCCUUCUCAGUCAGACCUGUCCCUGCUCUCGCAAGAGGGUCACUCGCUCCAGAGGUCCUGUACGAGCAGCAGUUAUGAGGAACGACUGAAGCACAUGUCAGUGGCGGAGCUGAACGAGCUCUUGGAGGAGGUGGAGAUGGAGAUCAGGCAGUACUCGGAGGAGCUGAUCCAGCAGCUGGCGCUGCGGGACGAGCUGGACUUUGAGAAGGAGGUGAAGAACAGUUUCAUCAGCGUGCUGAUUGAGGUGCAGAACCGGCAGAAGGAGCAUCGGGAGCUGCUGAGGAAGAAGAGGAGGCUGCGUGGGGGAGGGGGCCACCAGGGCCGGGCAGAGAGAGCACAGGCACCGGGGACGCGCUUCAGCAUGGAGGUCCUCUCCACCGCCAUUCAGAAUGGCUUCCGCCACACGUUCGGCAGCGCGCUCGGGGACAAACAGUACCUGACCACCGUCAUUCCCUAUGAGAAAAAGGGGGGGCCUCCUUCAGUGGAAGAUCUUCAGAUUCUCACCAAGAUUCUGCGUGCCAUGCGGGAGGACAGCGAUAAGGUGCCGAGCCUCCUCACAGAUUACAUCCUCAAAGUUCUGUGUCCUACGUAGACCAGGCAGGAACACUGAGUGCAUCCUGAACCUUUUACCGGAAAGACUGAACCCUGACAAAGCAUUUUGGAAGCGUGAAGCGAAAGACUUGACCUUCCACGGCGACAUGCAUGGCAUUCUACACAUUAACAACCUUUCAUGCGUAAUAUUUUAUCUUUAUUUUUUAUGUUUUCUUUUUUAAUAUUUUGUGGUAGCUAGUUCAGAUUUUAAUUGUCAGCAUGUCCUUAUGCUGUUGGCAGCAUUGACUUCAAAUCCGCCUGAUUCUAGACGAGCUUCUGAAUCCUAACAUUUAGGGGAAAGCUUUCGAAACACCGUGCAUCUGUACAGUUGAAUGCAGAGGCAUUGAAGAUGUGAUAUUGCAGCACUGGCUUUUGCUGCUCUGCCUCAGUGAAGUACACUGCACUAUGGGUACUCAUGGUUGAGACUGGUCCCCAUCCUAAGAGCUUCUGGGCUGGUAACUGUUUGAUAAGUAAAGCUGGGUGACUGGCUGCAUGGGCUCACAGUCAGCUUGGGCCCUAGGCAUUCUCCGUACAGUCACCGUACGCUGUGUACACAGCCUAAAACGAAUGACGCGGGUAGGUCCCGACAGCCACCAUGGCAGGAUGUGGUCUGACGCGGUUGCCAUAGUGAUCACACGAAGGGGCUGAUCUUGUGCCUUUCUGGCCCCUUAUCAGCCCAGCCAAAUGGCAUGGCCAUCCGUCCAUCAUCUACUCCUUUAUCAAAACACUAAAACGUUGCCUUUACUGCCUGUAAUUUUGUACAUAAGUCAUUGUCUAAUUUGUGGCUAAUUUAUUCACUUUGUUUUGUAACUCUAUAGCAGUACAUACAUUUUGUAUCCAACAAGCAUUAACUGAAAAUAAAUGAGUAAGAAACAUUAA
Molecule: messenger RNA, 2221 nt
Organism: Paramormyrops kingsleyae
Lineage: Eukaryota; Metazoa; Chordata; Actinopteri; Osteoglossiformes; Mormyridae
Product: fasciculation and elongation protein zeta-2
Cellular component (GO): axon; cytoplasm
Source: RefSeq, a predicted model, not a curated record